AGAACAAUGAUCAUUCUUUUUGAAUUGUUUUAGUAUUUUUAAGGUUUUGAUAUUAUCUAAUUUAAUAAUUCAAAUGAUGUAAUUAAAACGAUAAAAAUAAAUAUUGUAUUACAAACUUUUUUAAUUCAUAUAAAAUUUUUAAGUAUGUUGAUAACAAUGAAUGAUAAGAUUGCCAAAGCCAAAUAAAUCAAGGAAUAUUUUGCAUAACUUUUGCUAGCUUGAUCUUCUUAUUCAUCAGAGAAAUUAGAAACUUUAAAAUUUCUUUNUCAAAGUGUUUCUUAAUAUACUUAAGCUCUUUCAAUUCCAGAUAAUUCAGAUGUUCAAGUUGGACCUGUUUUUGUUGUUAGUGAAACAGUUUCAUAAAAUCUUAAUGCUAAUUAAAAUAAAUUAACCGUUGUUUAAACUAUCUCAGAUCCAGAAUUAUCUAAUUUUUAAAUUAAUUAUAAGGAAGCAUAUGUAAUUUAAAAUUCAGAAUCCUACAAUUUAACAUUAGAUUAUUUCAUAUAAAAAGGAGUUGCUACUACUUUUGGAUUUAUUUGGAAAACUGGAUUGUUUGAUCCAUAUUCAGAAUUUUAGUUUAUUAUUAAUUCUGAAGCAAAACCAGCUAUGAAUUAAACUAGAAGAAGAUAACUUGAGGCUCAAUUUAAAAG
Messenger RNA from Paramecium sonneborni, 650 nucleotides. The record is from the annotation of a GenBank genome assembly. Lineage: Eukaryota; Ciliophora; Oligohymenophorea; Peniculida; Parameciidae.